This is a messenger RNA of Choloepus didactylus (southern two-toed sloth), 2851 nucleotides long. RefSeq names its product solute carrier family 9 member A7 (gene SLC9A7). The record is from RefSeq and is a predicted model, not a curated record. Gene Ontology annotation, cellular component: recycling endosome; membrane. Gene Ontology annotation, molecular function: sodium:proton antiporter activity. Lineage: Eukaryota; Metazoa; Chordata; Mammalia; Pilosa; Megalonychidae. Gene Ontology annotation, biological process: proton transmembrane transport; regulation of pH; sodium ion transport.
GUGAUCCUGAGAUACAGCACCCCCUCCACCAGUGGCCAUGACAAGUCACUCAGCUGUGCUCAGGAAGACAGGGCCUUCAGCACCUUAUUAGUGAAUGUCAGUGGGAAGUUCUUCAAAUACACCCUGAAAGGAGAGAUCAGCCCUGGCAAGAUCAACAGUGUAGAGCAGAAUGACAUGCUGAGGAAGGUAACAUUUGAUCCAGAGGUGUUUUUCAAUGUUCUGCUGCCUCCAAUUAUUUUCCAUGCUGGACACAGUUUAAAGAAGAGACACUUUUUCAGAAAUCUCAGGUCUAUUCUGGCUUAUGCCUUCUUGGGAACUGCUGUUUCUUGCUUCAUUAUUGGAAGUCUUAUGUAUGGUGUAGUGAAGCUCAUGAAGAUUGUGGGACAGCUCUCGGAUAAGUUUUACUAUACAGAUUGUCUGUUUUUUGGAGCAAUUAUCUCUGCCACAGACCCAGUGACUGUCCUGGCAAUAUUUAAUGAAAUGCAUGCAGACGUGGACCUUUAUGCACUUCUGUUUGGGGGAAGCGUCCUAAAUGAUGCUGUUGCCAUUGUCCUGUCCUCGUAAUCUAUUCUUGCCUACCAGCCAGCGGGGCUGAACAUGCAUGCCUUUGAUGCUGCUGCCUUUUUUAAGUCAGUUGGCAUUUUUCUAGAUAUAUUUAGUGGCUCUUUCACCAUGGGAGCUGUGACUGGGGUUGUGACUGCUCUAGUGACCAAGUUUACCAAGCUGCACUGCUUCCCCCUGCUGGAGACAGCUCUCUUCUUUCUUAUGUCUUGGAGUACGUUUCUCUUGGCAGAAGCCUGUGGGUUUACAGGUGUCGUAGCUGUCCUUUACUGUGGAAUCACACAAGCACAUUACACUUACAACAAUCUGUCAGUAGAAUCAAGAAGUCAAACCAAGCAGCUUUUUGAGGUAUUACACUUCCUGGCAGAGAACUUCAUCUCCUACAUGGGCUUGGCGCUGUUCACCUUCCAGAAGCACGUUUUCAGCCCCAUUUUCAUCAUUGGAGCUUUUGUUGCCAUCUUCCUGGGCAGAGCUGCACAUAUCUCCCCACUCUCCUUCUUCCUCAACUUGGGCAGAAGGCAUAAGAUUGGCUGGAAUUUUCAACACAUGAUGAUGUUUUCAGGCCUCAGGGGAGCGAUGGCCUUUGUGUUAGCCAUCUGAGACACAGCAUCCUGUGCUCUCCAGAUGAUGUUUACGACCACCCUCCUCAUCAUUUUCUUCACUGUCUGGGUCAUUGGUGGAGGCACGACACCCAUGUUGUCAUGGUUUAAUAUAAGAGUUGGCGUCGAGGAGCCCUCCGAAGAGGACCAGAACGAACUCCGCUGGCAGUACUUCAGAGUUGGGGUUGGCCCAGAUCAAGACCCACCACCCAGUAACGACAGCUUUCAAGUCUUACAAGGGUAAGAUGGUCCAGACUCUGCCAGAGGAAACCGGACAAAGCAGGAGAGUGCAUGGAUAUUUAGGCUAUGGUAUAGCUUUGACCACAAUUACUUGAAGCCCAUCCUCACGCACAGUGGCCCCCCGUUAACCACCACUCUCUCGGCUUGGUGUGGCUUGCUGGCUCGAUGUCUGACUAGUCCCCAGGUGUAUGACAACCAAGAGCCACUGAGAGAGGAAGAUUCUGAUUUCAUCUUGACUGAGGGCGACCUCACCCUGACCUACGGGGACAGCACAGUAACUGCGAAUGGUUCCUCAGCCUCCCACACAGCCUCCAUGAGCCUCGAAGGUGGCCGAAGAACAAAAAACAGCUCGGAGGAAGUGCUAGAACAAGACCUGGGAAUUGGAGACCAGAAGAUUUCAAGCCGGGGCACCCGCCUAGUGUUUCCUCUAGAGGAUAAUGCAUGACUUUCCCCCCAAACCCCUGAAGUGAUGCCCACCAAUGGGUGAGAAUGGCUGCAAGCCCCAGUGUUGUUUGAGGUAGGGUGUUGACUGAAUUGAACUAAUGCUUCUGUCUUAUUGGGAUCUGAAGAUAUCAACACCUGGAAUUUAACCCAAGAUGCAGAUGGUGGGCUAAAGUGUCUCUAAAUCAAGACAAAUGAAGACCUAUUCCCACUUUUUCACAUAGUAGUGCACUGUUUCAGAGUUAAACAAACAAAAAAGCAUGCUUUAUUGGUCUCUUAAUUCAUUCACCUGCAAUAUCUGAACAAGGUGAGGCAGGUGUUUGGGGAUUCCUCCCAGGAGAGGCUUCAUAUUAAAAUACAGCAGUGCAAGCCUAGCUUGGUCUGUAGGAUGGGAAGUUAAGGGAGAACAGGCUAGAAGAAAGAUCACUAAGAAAGGCAAUUGAGAUUGGACCUUCAAGGAUUAUGGGAAGCUGCUCUUAAAUGGGAUAGAAAAUACGAAAAAGCAGUUUGAGUGGAGGCUCUGGAGACAAAGGCUGUGUGAUUGCAACCUCAUAUCGGGAUUCCUAACUUUUUAAGCUACCUGUGUUUCCUCUAGACUGCAGAUUGGAAAAUAUAUCCAUGAAUGUUUCAACAUGGAGGAAACAAUUAGUUCCUUCUCUGGAAAUCUCCAUGAGGAAGAAGUUACAGAAAUGUUUAAAACCAAAGGCAAAAUAGUGUUAUACUCUUAUUUUUUUAAAGUAAUCUGAGGGCAGGAGGUAUAUAAAAACUGCUGUUUAGGUCACUGCAAAAAUAAUUCAACUCUGGAGGGUCAGCAUAAUGAAUUGCCUGCCUGACGUCUGAACUGGGUAUGAUAGGGAAAUGAUUAGUGGGAUUGAGAUUCAACUGUGGAUUUAGAAAUAACACCAAAAUUUGUAGGAUGCUUUCAUCUGGGGAAGAAAAGGCAACAAGAAACCUGAGAGGCAAUAGGCUGGUAUUUGGAGGAUGGCAAGAAAUCUCACUGCAAAAAAAAA